CCAUCUGCAGAGCCAUGACCAGUGGUUGGAGACACCAUGACCCCCACCCUUCCAGCCUUGCUCUGCCUGGGACUGAGUCUGGGCCCCAGGACCCGAGUGCAGGCAGAAACCCUCCCCAAACCCAGGCUCUGGGCUGAGCCAGGAACUGUGAUACCACGGGGGAAGCCUGUGACGCUCUGGUGUGAGGGGAUCCUAGAGGCCCAACAGUACUAUCUGGAAAAAGAGAAAAUACCAGUGCCCUGGGAAACAAAGAUGACCCUGGAGUCUGGGAACAAGGCCAAUUUCUCCAUCCCAUCCAUGGCCCAGCACUAUGCAGGACGAUAUGACUGCUACUAUCUGAGCCCUUCUGGCUUAUCACUGCACAGUGACCCUCUGGAGCUGGUGGUGACAGGAAUCUACCACAAACCCAGACUUUCAGCCCUGCCCAGCCCUGUGGUGCCUGCAGGAGGGAAUGUGACCCUCCAGUGUGGCUCACGGGUGGGAUUUGACAGAUUUAUUCUGACUGAGGAAGGAGAAGACAAGCCGUCUUGGACAGUGGAGUCACAACGAGGCCGCAGGGGACAGGUCCAGGCCCCAUUCCGGGUGGGCCCUGUGACUCCCGGUCACCAGUGGAUAUUCAGAUGCUAUGGCUUUGUCUGGAGCAUACCGCAGGUGUGGUCAGAGCCCAGUGAGCCCCUGGAGCUGGUGAUCGCAGGAGGCCAUGACCAUCAGCCCCUCAGGCCAGAGUUUGGACCCAAGGGUGGCGACCCUCCAGGCAUAGGCCUGCAAGGGUACUUGAAGGUCGUGCUCUGGGUCUCCGUGGCUGUCACCCUGCUGCUGCUGCUUCUCCUCUUCCUCUUCCUUUUCUUUCGAUACUGGUGUCGGAGAAGAGGCUGGUGGGCACAUGCCGCUGUGAAGGACACAGAGCCUGAGGACGGGGUGGAGCUCGACACUAGGAGCCCACCUGCUGAGGACCCCCAGGGAGUGACAUACGCCCAGGUGAAGUACUCAGCACCCAGGAGAGGGGUCUUCCCUCCUACGGGCCUGUCAGGACAGCUCCUGGACAUGAAGGAUGGACAGGCAGGGGAGGACAGGCCAAUGCACGCUCAGGUUUCUGCCCCUGAGGGUCCCCAGGAUGUGACCUACGCCCAGCCGGGCAGCGGCACACUUAGACACGAGACAGCUGCCCCUCCUUCCUCCCAGGAUGGGACCCUCCCAGCAGAGCCCAGUGUGUAAGCUGCUCUGUUAGAGACACCUAACAGAGACCUCCAGAGAUCCUGAGACCUUCUGAGGCUCACCUGACUCUAGUCAGAGAGAGCUCACACCUCUGUGUGCUGGAAAUAAAACCAGAGACUCUUCAAUAA
Messenger RNA from Chinchilla lanigera (long-tailed chinchilla), 1343 nucleotides. RefSeq names its product leukocyte immunoglobulin-like receptor subfamily A member 5. The record is from RefSeq and is a predicted model, not a curated record. Gene Ontology annotation, molecular function: inhibitory MHC class I receptor activity. Gene Ontology annotation, biological process: cytokine-mediated signaling pathway. The transcript is spliced from 9 exons. NCBI's taxonomy places the organism in Eukaryota, Metazoa, Chordata, Mammalia, Rodentia, Chinchillidae. The coding region runs from base 37 to 1215 and encodes 392 amino acids.